CUCCUCUAACCACCAAAAAAAGGAAGAAAAAACUCUUUUCUAGGGUUUGGCGUCAACUUCCAAGUUGUCCCUAGAGAAUGGAGAAACCUGGUGGCCUCUGGAUCCCAAAGAAAAGCAACAAAGAAUCAUCAUGGGAAGAGCUGGCCUUCGCUGAAGAUGAUGCCGCCGGAUCUUUGUGGCCGCCGAGAUCUUACUCAUGUAGCUUUUGCCGGCGAGAGUUUAGAUCGGCUCAAGCCCUCGGUGGCCACAUGAACGUUCACCGAAGAGACAGAGCACGGCUUAAGCAGCAACCCGACGAUCAAUACUUAUUCUCCAAAUCCUCUUCGCCUCCUGAGUAUUCAUCUCAUGAUUAUACCGAUGAUAUUCGUGAAACCUCUAGCUAUACUUUGGUUUUUAACUCCAAGCCUAAUGGUUUUGAGUCACAACACUCAUGUGUUAUUGAUCUUUCAUCUUCUCCUUCUUCCUUGCCAAAUUUGACACCUAGGGUUUCUUCCUCUUCACCAUCUUUUCUUGUAAAGCCUUCCAAUAAUUCUGAAAAGAUUAUAUCUUCUUCCCCAUGGUCGUGCCCGGGUAAAAAGAGUUGUGAUACUUAUAAAGUUCCUGUCAUGGAAGGAAGCAAGAAGAGAAAGAUGGAGAGAUAUGUACCAAAGAACAGGGAUAAAGCAAAAGUCACCACUGAUCUCUCAGUGAAAUUGAAUCUGGUGAUCCACAAGGGUUGUCCGAUUACUGCUCAAGGGGGCGAUGAAGAGAUUGGGAGGGGUGAUAUCCAUAAGAGAAGACGAAUGCGUGAGAGUUCAUCGCAGCCGUCAAUUUUCAUUUCAAGUUUAUCUUGUAAGAGUACUGCCAUAAUUUCAAGAAACGAGGAGAUCAAACAUAAGGGUGAUCACUUUGAGGAUUUAGAUCUUGAGCUUAGGCUAGGGGGUGAUCCACGAAAGGGAAAUUGACUGAUGGAUCAUCCAUGAAUUUCUACCAGAGUGAAAGAGGUAAAAAAAAACUUAAAAUAUACAAAAUUAUAUAUUGAUAUGUUUGUUACUUUGUGUUAUCUUUCCUUGGAUUUGUGGUGUCUAAACUGUAUGGAUAUAUACAUAUAUUGGAUUUCUAUUAUUCGAGAAAUUGUAUGAAAAUAACAAUUACCAAAGUGAUUUUUGUAAGGAAACGUUAAGUAGCAUCUGAAUUUAUAUACC
Molecule: messenger RNA, 1184 nt
Organism: Eruca vesicaria subsp. sativa (arugula)
Lineage: Eukaryota; Viridiplantae; Streptophyta; Magnoliopsida; Brassicales; Brassicaceae
Source: the annotation of a GenBank genome assembly